AUGCAUUGUGUUGGCUCGGGUACUUUUGUAAUUCCCAAAAAGUUUUCCGAAAAUGUAAAGGAAAAAUUACAAGAAACGGUAACCUUGAAAUCGCCUAAUGGAACCGCGAGUUGGCAAGUAAAGUUGAUGGCUCGCAACGAUGCGUUAAUCCUCAAAGACGGUUGGAGAGAAUUUCUGAAUGCAUUCUCUGUACGAAAAAACGACAUCUUGAUUUUUAAGUACAUCGGGAAGUCUUGCUUUCACAUACAAAUAUUCGAUCGACAUACUUUAUGUGAAAACGAAACAUCCUAUUUCAUCAGAAAAUGUAGCCACUCGGAAUCUGAUAAAACACAUCAGGAUCAGGACCCGAAAUUUGUUAAGCAGAGUCCAGACGAGGUUAUGCACGAAUACUUGCACGAUGAUUUUGAGUCGGUCCCACCAAAAAAGCAUAGGGGCGAUAUCGCUUCUACUGAAGAGAAACCUCAAUUUCAAAAACAGUCUUGGACUUGGGAACCGGUCACACUUCCCCAAGAUGGGACGACUAAACAAAAGUCGAUAACGAAAGAACAUCGUACGGAUAUUGUGACUUAUAUGUCUAAAAGGCGGCCCGUGACCGAAGAGGAAAAGAAUCGAGCGUAUCAAAUGGCUGCGAAAGAAUUAACCGAGGGCAGUUUUCUGAUGAUAAUGCGACCAUCACACGUUUACAGGAAAUUUUUCCUGUCAUUUCCAGCAGAAUGGAUUAGCAAGUAUUUUACGAGCUAUGAAAAGCGACCUGUGCAUCUUAGAGUGAAAGAUCGAACAUGGUCGACCAGGCUUAUAUUCAGUUCCAAGAGACGCGGUGGGCUUAGUUUUGGCUGGAAAGAUUUUUCGUUAGACAAUUGCUUAGAGGAAUUUGAUGUUUGCAUGUUUAAGUUAGCCAGCCUAGGGCAUGAGCCAGCAUUACUCGAUGUUAGCAUAUUUCGUGUUGUGCCAGAUGCGGUGAAAUCCAUACGUGUAUCUCCCGCUUCUAGUAAAAGUUCCUCUAACAGGCAUUGCAAGCUUGCGCAACCGUAG
Messenger RNA from Amaranthus tricolor (Joseph's coat), 1032 nucleotides. RefSeq names its product B3 domain-containing protein REM16-like. Gene Ontology annotation, molecular function: DNA binding. The record is from RefSeq and is a predicted model, not a curated record. The coding region runs from base 1 to 1032 and encodes 343 amino acids. Lineage: Eukaryota; Viridiplantae; Streptophyta; Magnoliopsida; Caryophyllales; Amaranthaceae. The transcript has 3 exons.